GUUGGUUCACAUGGUUCAUGUAUUGUGUGUGGUGUGGAGCAGACAGGUAGCUGACAUGAAGUAGGACCCGACGUGAAUGUGUCUUGCUCGAUCAGGGUAAUGUAGCUGAACAUUGAAAGAAAAAUCGACAAAAUUCAUUGGGACACUUUCGGUUGGAGAAAUUUCGAUAUCACCAUGACAACUAACCUAAAUAUGAAACACUGGUCAUCAAAGCAAGUGAAUUUCAAGGACUAUAAAGUUGCUGUAGUCUUGACAUUCCUAACUUGUGUCGGCGUCUUUGCUAACGUACCUGAUCAUGAUGACGAUCCAUGCAUCUCUUACACGACGAGUCUUAUUUGUUCAUGUACGGAACCACCGCCCCUACCUCCACCGUGUCCACCGUUUGUAUUUCCAGUGAACAACCUGUCCGAGUUCGGAGCAACCACCCAUUCAGUUUCAGCCUCGUGGUUACCGCCAAGUUUAUGUAGGUACACUGGUUAUAAUGUGUCCUGUUCAUAUGGAUCAGAAGUUAUGACCCAGCAAACCCUUCAUGCUCAGACGACAAUGUUUAAUUGUACCAAUCUAAUGCCUGGAAUGUGUGGAAUCAACAUCACAGUCACAGUAUUGCGCGAUUAUGUUGAGAGCGAACCAAGAUCGAUCACCCUUGCAACAGUUCCUUCACAGGUAACUAACUUGACUGAAUGUGGAGCAACCAAUGAUUCCAUCUCAGCUUGCUGGUCACCACCUCGUGGCAUGUAUGAUGGUUAUAACGUGACUUGUUCAAGUAAAGAACCAACUCGUCUUGAUGCUAACAACACCAUGUUUACAUGUACCAAUCUACCUAUUCCUGGCAUGAAAUAUAACAUGACAGUAACUACCGUGAGCUGUGAAAAGGAAGGCGAACCAUCGAUGAUUACAAUUCUAGCACUUCCUUCACAGGUAACUAACUUGACUGAAUGUGGAGCAACCAAUUAUUCCAUCUCAGCUUGUUGGUCACCACCUCAUGGCAUGUAUGAUGGUUAUAAAGUGACUUGUUCAGGUAAAGAACCAGCUCUUCUUGAUGCUGACACCAUCAUGUUUACAUGUACCAAUCUAUCUAUUCCUGGAAUGAAAUAUAACAUGACAGUAACUACCAUGAGCUGUGAAAAGGAAGGCGAACCAUCAGUAAUUACAAUUCUAGCACUUCCUUCACAGGUAACUAACUUGACUGAAUGUGGAGCAACCAAUUAUUCCAUCUCAGCUUGUUGGUCACCACCUCAUGGCAUGUAUGAUGGUUAUAAAGUGACUUGUUCAGGUAAAGAACCAGCUCUUCUUGAUGCUGACACCAUCAUGUUUACAUGUACCAAUCUAUCUAUUCCUGGCAUGAAAUAUAACAUGACAGUAACUACCGUGAGCUGUGAAAAGGAAGGCGAACCAUCGAUGAUUACAAUUCUAGCACUUCCUUCACAGGUAACUAACUUGACUGAAUGUGGAGCAACCAAUUAUUCCAUCUCAGCUUGUUGGUCACGACCUCUUGGUAUGUAUGAUGGUUAUAAAGUGACUUGUUCAGAUGGACCAGGUAGAGAACGAACCCGUCUUGAUGCCGACACCACCAUGUUUACAUGUACCAAUCUAUCUAUUCCUGGAAUGAAAUAUAACAUGACAGUAACUACCAUGAGCUGUGAAAAGGAAGGCGAACCAUCAGUAAUUACAAUUCUAGCACUUCCUCCACAGGUAACUAACUUGACUGAAUGUGAAUGUGGAGCAACCAAUUAUUCCAUCUCAGCUUGUUGGUCACCACCUCAUGGCAUGUAUGAUGGUUAUAAAGUGACUUGUUCAGGUAAAGAACCAGCUCUUCUUGAUGCUGACACCAUCAUGUUUACAUGUACCAAUCUAUCUAUUCCUGGAAUGAAAUAUAACAUGACAGUAACUACCGUUAGCUGUGAAAAGGAAGGCGAACCAUCAGUAAUUACAAUUCUAGCACGAGAGUCGAUCUUAGUUCCUCCACAGGUAACUAACUUGACUGAAUGUGAAUGUGGAGCAACCAAUGAUUCCAUCUCAGCUUGCUGGUCACCACCACAUGGCAUGUAUGAUGGUUAUAAAGUAACUUGUUCAGAUGGACUAGGUAGAGAACCAACUCGUCUUGAUGCUAACACCACCAUGUUUACAUGUACCAAUCUACCUAUUCCUGGCAUGAAAUACAACAUGACAGUAACCGUAACUACCGUUAGCUGUGAAAAGGAAGGCGAACCAUCAGUAAUUACAAUUCUAGCACGAGAGUCGAUCUUAGCUCCUUCACAGGUAGCUAACUUGACUGAAUGUGGAGCAACCAAUGAUUCCAUCUCCGCUUGUUGGUCACCACCUCUUGGCAUGUAUGAUGGUUAUAAAGUGACUUGUUCAGAUGGACCAGGUAGAGAACCAACCCGUCUUGAUGCCGACACCACCAUGUUUACAUGUACCAAUCUAUCUAUUCCUUGCAUGAAAUAUAACAUGGCAGUAACCACCAUGAGCUGUGAAAAGGAAGGCGAACCAUCAGUAAUUACAAUUCUAGCACCGGAUCCUCCUACUCAAGUUCCGACUUCGACUUCUAUUUCUCCGUCUACUACUUGUCCAAACGCGACUACUUCUUCGCCUCCUAAUAUUUCUCCUUCUCCGACUUCUCCAAAUACUACUACUUCGCCGCCUUCUACUCCUCCUCCUCGACCACCACCCUGCAAGUAUUUUUGUAAGAUGUGUCCUACCAUUCAGUGGAUGCUAGUGUCUUUACUCUGCUCUAACACGUUGGGUUGGAUCUCUGUAGCUCUCAUCUAUUACUUCAACAAACCCACCAAGACAGAUCCUAUGACAUACAUCCAGAACACUCCAACGGAUCAUCAAGACAUUCUUUCUACCCAGAGGGAGAGUCAGAAGAAAUGUUCUUCAGGAGGAUCUACGCAAGAUGAGGAAACUAUGCUAUGUGAUAAGCAACCGGGUACUUCUAUGUCGUACGAUAAUCCGUCGUACGACAAUACCCCAUCAGAUUCAGUUUUCUUGGGGGGUGCAGUGGUUAACGGCUGAGUUGAACCAAGAGAGCCAAUUUUAUAAGUAGGAAAAUGAAAACAAAAAAAUGUUAUACUUUUAAUUAGUUAGUUCAAUCAAUCAAUCAUUUCAAAUGUAUUUAACUUUGCAAUGAAAAUUACAUAACGGUAUAACAUUCGUCAAAAAAAUUCACAUAAUAAAAAACAGUAAACAUAGUUACCUUAGAAAUGAUACAUGUAUAUAAAAUUGCAAAGUGGGUUGCGGCCAAGAAGGAACUGCCCUUAUGAAUAGGCCGACCAGGGGUGUCACGGGGGGAGGGGGGGGGGGCAAGAACCAACAAAAUCCCGGUCAUAAUCAUGGUAUGAACAGGCAGUGGUGUAAUGAGGCAAUAUUUUGAGGGGGCCAGAUAUGGCGUAUCGGGCAAAAUUUAAAAGUUGCGAGCGAAGCGAGCCAGCAACAAUUGUGACAUUUUUAUUACAAAAAUCAAAUUUUGUGACAGAUCUUGACAUAGUAUUCCGUAAAUGAUAUCAUUUUAACCCUUCUCUCUUUCAUUUUCUUUAUUUUUUUGUUUGUACGCCACUGUGAACAGGAUUCUUUUUUAAUGAUUGUGCGCGAAGAUCUAUUGAAUUUAUACUUUGACGCAUAUGUAUCUACAUGUAAAGCAGAGGGGGAAAGAAGCCUACAACACUUUAGAAAAUAUUCGGUAUUAUCAACCGUUGGCUAAAGGAUUUUUUUAACGAAUUGAUAUUUCUCUUAACCAACAUUAUUUUGGUUGGCUCAUUUGUUAACCAACCCGUUAGGUUGGUUAAAACAUUCCUGAGAGUGUGGCCAUAACAAAUGCAGCUAGUCUAUGAAGUUAUAUUAGAAUGGUUAUCUGUUUCCAGUAACUUGGUUUCUUAGUCGAAGAAUGAAUGUGAAUGUUUCAUGACACGCCAUGUAUUUCUUGUGUGAGAUAUGUUUGGUCCUGUUAUACGUAAAACUCGACGUUUCGUCAAGUAUAGUUGUGUUUUUGCCGUCUUCAAUUUUAAAAUUGUAUUACUGAUGAUAAAAAAUGUUUCGUACACAAUUGAAACUAAAUUGUAGGCAUAAUAUCAUAAAUAACAUAAAUUUUUGACAUUUAAAAAGCUAAAUGCACAAGUUAGGUGGAAUGCAUGAAAAACAUAUGAAUGCAUAUAAUAUGAUAUGAAUGACUUGUAAGAGAAAACUGGCAAUUUGUGUAUAAUUUUGAUAAUAACAAAGUGAGUUUUCAACUUUUGUUGAGUAUGUCAACCCCCCUCCCCCCAAAAAAAAAGACAACGAACUUUUUUUUCACGAGAAUAAAUAAGAAUAAGUGGUGUACCGUGAAGCCUCCAAAAUGAUCAUUUAGAUUUUUUUUAUCAAUGAUGUUAUACCCAUCGUGUGCGUAAACGGUAUGAUAAUAUUUUGAUAAUUAUUUCAUUGUGUAUCUUUAUUUUUCAAUAUUUACAUACACAUUGAUUUUUUGAAGGUUCAAUCUUCUGAACACUACCUUUGUUUUAAUUGUGUAUAUAGAAAACAUAGGCUCGAAGCUUUAACUGGGCAUAUUGUGGAAAUAGGUGUCAUGCUGGUUUGUUCUCUUUUGAUCUCUUUUUGUCUUGAAAAUGAUCAUGAGUAUUGCACGAAUAGGGGAGAUGUGAAAGUCGUACCAUUUAGUUUCUGGUUUUUUUUUUUUUAUAAUUGAGCCCCUCUUGCCCCCGAAGGUUUACGAUUGCCUAGAUCAUUAAUUUUGUUAGUAAUAAUUACAUUAUCAUCUUGGACAUAACUUUAUGACACCAAUGAAAGAACACACGUUACACUAAAAUUGAUGUUGAGGAAAAGUUGAUUUAGUUUUCCUCUUUCAAAAUUUGUAUUAAUACUGUCUAAAAAAGAUGAUUGAAUUACAUUUUGAAAAUUUUAAAUUUUGUUAUUAUAAAAUUAUUUUUUACAUGGUGUAUAACCAUUUCUAACGAAGAAUUCUUAAAAUAUGCUUGUUACAAACGAUUUUACAGAAAUCUUAGUACAAAUUAUAAUAAAUUAAAAAAUGAAUUAUGAUAUAAUUUUUUUUUCAGUAUCAUCCUUUUUUCAGGGAAUUAAACCUAAAUUCAUUAUAAAACUACACUGUAGAGACUAAUAAUCGAUUCUAAAUGAAUAAUCGAAACGUAUGACUUGGAGAAUUCAAGGGUACUUCUUUAAUCGGGAAUAUUGCAUCAAGUACUCAUUCCUCGUUCAAGAUUUAAAGGUCUGAACCGAAUCCCCUUUUUUCUUUUCAAGAAAUAACAAAGUUAAUCACUAUAUCCUGAUGAAACAAAUACAGGCAUUCAUUAUUGCAAUGAAUCAUCAACAGCAUCCAUUUUAUAUCCUCAUCGUCGGUAUUAUUAUUAUUGUUUUGAUCUCUAAAGGUUAAAGGGUUAUAUCUAAAUAUGUUUGCAAUCUAUUUUGAUUUAUUUUUAUUGAAAUAUAUUUAUUCAGGAGAACAAGAGAUCGGUAUAAAAACGUUGUUUUACAUCACGGUCCUGAAAAGAUAAGGAGCUUACAUUAAAAAUCAAAACUGAUAAAAGAAUUCGACCAGCCGCAUAUAAAAAGCUUUUUAAAAAGGGAAUGACACUGGCAAAUUAUUUACGCUGGCAGCGUCCAGGUCCACGCUCAAAUAAAUGCAACUGGGCGAGUACAUUCCUAUUGGUAAAGACAAACCGACAAUCAGUUUUAAAAAAAAGCUGUCUUACACAAAUACUUAAGAAAAGUACUUACUCUGCUUUUUCUUCUGUCAAUUGCGGAACAUAUCCUUUACAGCGAAGACCUCUUUGUGUGAAUAGCUUUGCAUUUGUUCAGUAAUUAUGUUCAAUAUGAUUUCAACCUUUCUGUUCCUUCUCUGUUUUCUUUCCUGUACAUAUACACGCAUAUAUGAAUAAGUCGACUAUAUUUUUUUCUUUUCCAAGGGGGACCCACACUGUACAAGCUUUGCUUUUUAGUGGACCCCCUCAUUCCAUUUAUGCCCAAUAAUGUUUUUUGUUUUACGAAGUAAGAAUGCUCGUCUGUAAAAUUGUACUUGAAUUGUAUUACCUUAUAUUACUUUGUAUUUUGUUUUGAAUGGAAAUGGAAUAAAGAAUAGAAUUGAAAAAUAAAAAUGUUGACGAUUUCAUGGCAUAUGGCAAGGUGUUCCACAGC
Molecule: messenger RNA, 6138 nt
Organism: Lytechinus pictus (painted urchin)
Lineage: Eukaryota; Metazoa; Echinodermata; Echinoidea; Temnopleuroida; Toxopneustidae
Product: receptor-type tyrosine-protein phosphatase beta-like
Exons: 12
Coding region: 175-3015 (946 amino acids)
Molecular function (GO): protein binding
Source: RefSeq, a predicted model, not a curated record